AUGACAUUGGUGAAUGUGAUAUGGGAAGCAUUUAGGGUUGUCACUGCUGCUGUUGUUGUUGUGGAAGGAGAUGAAGAAGAAAGUAUUUCAAAAAAGGUUGAAGAGCAGCUACAGAGGGCUAAAAUGAAAGAGAGAGAUGUGAAAAUGAAGGUGGAAGAGAAGACCCUCCCUGCUACACUCCAUCACCAAACAACCAAAAAAGCGGAUUGGAACAAAUUUUUAAAGACGAUGAAAAGGAAGAAGUGGAAAUCGAAAAGGAAUGAAGGUGAAAGCCGCUUCUUACAGGUGCGCACACAUACACAUGCACCGCUUUCUUCGUUUAAUGUCACUAUCGACCAAAAGAUGAUGUUUUUGAUGAAAAUUUUUAUUAAUAGUGGAGAUUGCGGUAAACCUGGAGUUGGUGACAGUUAUCAUAAGAAAAUGCUAUAA
Loa loa (African eye worm) is the source of this 429-nucleotide messenger RNA. RefSeq lists its product as hypothetical. NCBI's taxonomy places the organism in Eukaryota, Metazoa, Nematoda, Chromadorea, Rhabditida, Onchocercidae. The transcript has 3 exons. Bases 1 to 429 code for a protein of 142 amino acids. The record is from RefSeq and is a predicted model, not a curated record.